CCGCAAUGUAUAUACCUAGUUAAUUAUUUUAUGGUAUAUACAACCCGUAAUACAUACCUCCAUGGCUAUGCUAUAUCUAUACCCGCCAUACCUAGGCAAACCGUUAAACAAAACAAACUGGUGCAUCAAUGCAUUUUUGCAGGUAAGCACAGCAGCCACACAGUGAGAAAUCAACAAGACAAGAAAAAUGUUUUGGUGAUUCAUUAUUUAUUCCUGUUUUAAAUGAAGACUGACCAAUGAUAUUCUAAAUCUAAAAUGAAAAAUAUUAUCCUAAUAUUUUAUUUUUAUAACAUAAUAUAUGGCUUUGAGGAUGACCUCAUCGGUUGUUUUAAAGACAUGCCAAAGAACAGGAGCAUAUAUUUGGCUGAAAUCCAAGGAGAAGAGGAUUGUAUGAAUACUUGCUUUAAAAGAUAUUAUAGAUUUUUUAGUUUUUAUAAAGGACACUGUUCUUGUGGAAAUUUUCUUGGGGAACAGCUUACAAAUACAACUUGUGACUCAUAUUGUAAAAAUAAUCAAUGCGAUGCCUUAACACAACUAACAAAUGUAUAUACAACUGCAAACAUGGUACCUGGUCCACCUCGUGAUCUUAAAAUAAUAAAUAUAACAAGUAACAGCAUGAGAGUUUAUUGGAAAGAACCUGAGUCAUAUGUUGAAAUAACUGGAUAUGAAGUAAGGGUUGAACCAGUGAAAACUUUUUCACAUUAUCCUAUACAACCAAUGGAGUGGUCUUAUGGAAACGGCACCUUUCAAAGUGAAAUAUCAACGCUUCUGUCUGCUACUAAAUAUAAUAUAAGUAUAUAUUCCAUAUAUAGUGAAGGAAAAGGAGCUAGUGUAAAUAAACUCAUAGAAACAAGAUUGGCUGAGCCAGAUAAUUUACCACCACAACCAGAGAUAUUAAGCAAUGAGGGAGAUAAAAUAAAAGUCAGGCUAACAGGAACUACAAAUAACAAUGGCCCUAUUACAGCUUACAGAAUUAUUGUUGUAAAGUCUGAUGACAAUCAGGCAUUUGAUAAAGACAGUAUAUUAUCAUUUAGUGAAGCGCAGAAAAAUGGUUUGAGUUACUAUAUAGCUGCAGAGAUAAAACCAAAUGAUAUUGAGAGGGAUUUUAUAGUGGGUGAUGGCAGGAGGUAUGGAUCAUUUUACAAUGCUCCUCUAGAUCCAAGUAUUAAUUAUGAUAUAUUACUUGGAUUAGUAAGUUAUUUUAAUGGUGAAACCAAAGUUGCAUACAGUCAGGCUAGUGGAUACAGAAAUGGCAUUUCAAUAUUAAAUGUUUAUGAUGGAAAUAGUCAGGGUGAUUCCCCUGGUGUUAUAAUAGGCUUAUCAGUUGCCAUAGGUUUCCUAACAUUCAUGUUUAUCACAGGCAUUAUUGGUUUUCUUAUAUUAAAAAGUAAAAUAGUUAACAGACGUCAAAGACUAUCUGAUAAUCAAGAGCUUACUUUACAAGGACCCAUGAUUGAAGUUGAAAAUAAUGGGUAUAUACAUGAAGAAGACCACAUUUCUGCUGUAAGCCAUUACAGGAAUCUCAAACAGAAGGUUAGAACUUUAUCACCUAGUCAGCUAAAAAUCGAACCAACUAAUUUACUAGGAGUGGGAAAGUUUGGUAAAGUUAAUAGUGGCACUUUACAUGAAUCUGACAUUCUAACCACUGUCACUUGCUAUAGUAUUUAUGACAAAAAGAUGAACCAGGAAACUAAGAAAAGUAUGUUGCAAGAAUUGGAUGUGUUAAUUAAGACUGGGAAACAUGAGAACCUCAUUAACCUUAUUGGUACAUCAGAAACAAGAGAAAUGGUGGUUGUAGUUAUGGAAUAUGCAUCAAUGAAUUUAAAAGAUUUUCUUUUGGGAAGCCGCGACCAUUUUCCUGGAAAAUUUAGUAGUAUGACGGAAAAACAAGCUUUGGACAUUGCUCUAGGAAUAUGUAAAGGAAUGGGACAUCUUCAUAAUUCAAAUAUUAUUCAUAAGCAACUUUGUGCUAGAAGUAUAUUAAUAACAAACGACUUAGUCCCAAAAGUAGCAAGUUAUGGAUUAGCUCAAUAUUUCAGCCAUAAUAAAAUUCCAGACUAUACAAGAUGGACAGCGAUGGAGGUUUUCAAAGGCAAUCAGCAUACUAUGAAAAGUGAUAUAUGGUCAUUUGCUUGUUUGCUAUGGGAAAUUGUGGCUUUAGGUGGAACCCCUUAUGGAAAUAUAUCAAGUAAUAAUGAAGUACCUGCAAAUUUAAGCAAAGGUAUUCGUUUACCGCAAUUGAGUUAUGUUAAUGAUGAUUUAUACCAAAUAAUGCUGGACUGUUGGCAGUUGGUGCCAGAUGAAAGACCAAAGUUUGAAGAUUUAUUAGAAUCUUUAGAAUCUCUAAGAGGAAGUAAUUUAGUUCAUUCAUUAAGCUUUAGUAUAUUUUCCAAUUUUCAGUAUGAACAGUUCUAUCCUGACAUGGAAUUAUCUGUUCGACCUGUAUUUUAAAAAUCUCAAUAAUUAUGUACUUAAAAAAACAAGCAGCAAUUUUACAUUAUGCAAAUUUUAAAUUUAUCAAUUUUUGUGAUUUAAAUAUAUUUUUUUUAAUAUGUACUCUUGUUAUUGCAAAGUGGAUAUUUAUAAAUUAAUUUUAGUGUCAGUAUUAACGCUAUCAAUACAUUCCAUUUUAAGUGAAACAAACCAAGUCUUUAUUUUUAUUA
This is a messenger RNA of Sitophilus oryzae (rice weevil), 2663 nucleotides long. It is a transcript of the gene Wsck, whose product is annotated as putative tyrosine-protein kinase Wsck. The record is from RefSeq and is a predicted model, not a curated record. Gene Ontology annotation, biological process: multicellular organism development; positive regulation of kinase activity; protein phosphorylation. Lineage: Eukaryota; Metazoa; Arthropoda; Insecta; Coleoptera; Curculionidae. The transcript is spliced from 11 exons. The coding region runs from base 256 to 2451 and encodes 731 amino acids. Gene Ontology annotation, cellular component: signaling receptor complex. Gene Ontology annotation, molecular function: ATP binding; transmembrane receptor protein tyrosine kinase activity; protein binding.